This is a messenger RNA of Protopolystoma xenopodis, 318 nucleotides long. The record is from the annotation of a GenBank genome assembly. Lineage: Eukaryota; Metazoa; Platyhelminthes; Monogenea; Polystomatidea; Polystomatidae.
AUGCCGACGAAACGUGCUGACCUCGAGGUCUCCUCUCGAAGUUGUCAUGACCUCGCACUUGGUGGCGUCAAUACCCACUUUGGCCAGUCUUGGCGCCAGACUUUUUCUGCUACAAAAUCCCAUCGAGCUGCAACCAACUUCAUUCGAGACCAACAUGCACACUCUGAAAGUGUGUUGACUCGAGUUCUGGUUGAAGGCGUCGAGAGCAGCUCUUCGCCGAUUGGUCGUCUUCGCCUCCGCUACGCAGACCCUUCAGGGCUGAAGCGCUCUGGCCGGACUCGUGGCGCCAAUCGGCAAUCCACUCUGAGCCGGACGUCU